Messenger RNA from Strigops habroptila (Kakapo), 1286 nucleotides. RefSeq names its product proline rich transmembrane protein 1B (gene PRRT1B). NCBI's taxonomy places the organism in Eukaryota, Metazoa, Chordata, Aves, Psittaciformes, Psittacidae. The record is from RefSeq and is a predicted model, not a curated record. The transcript is spliced from 4 exons. Bases 102 to 674 code for a protein of 190 amino acids. Gene Ontology annotation, cellular component: membrane.
GCUCCCGCCGCCGGUGCGGGGCCCUGCGGGGCGCGGGGACCGCGGCGGGGCCGCAGCGGGGGCCGGGACCGGGACCGAGCAGCGGCAGGCGUUUCCGUGCGAUGGAGAACGAGGCACCGGUCGGGCCCCAGGGAGCGGAGAGGGGCGGCGGCAGCGCCGGUCCCCGCUGGGAUCCCCCCGAGGCCGGGCCCGUGGUCGUGACGGCAGCGACUAACGCGGCCUUCGAAGAGGACCCACCGCCCUACUCGCCCCCGGACCCCAAGAGCGUUCAUCUCCUGUACCCGCCGUUCCCGGCCGGCUUCGGGCAGCAAGUGCCGGUUCUCUGCCCGCCGGGCCCGCGGGCGGGGCCGAUCCCACCCCAGGGCCUCCCGCCCCACACCACUUAUGAGGGGCCACCGAGCACCACGGUGCCAUCGGCCACCAGCCACAGGCAGCCCCUGCCCAAGGACUACAUGGUGGAGUCGGUGCUGGUGACCGUCUUCUGCUGCCUCCUAUCCGGGCUUGUCGCCCUUGUCUACUCCUACGAGACCCGGGCUGCGCUCGGCCGUGGGGACGUGGCCCAGGCUUAUGCGGCGUCCAAAAAGGCCCAAUCUCUGGUCCUCUUCAGCCUCCUCUUCGGGUUGUUUGCCUCCGUCAGCUGGGUCAUCUACGUCCUGGUGGCCCUGUACCUAUGACAGGGACCCCGAGCCCCAGGGACAUGGCCCAGCCUGGGGGCACGGGUGGUGGAACGGCCGUAGCCCCUGCGCGGCAUCGCCGGGGCUGCCGUGGGGAAGGGGUAACCACAAAGUGUUAUUGUGGCCGAGGGGCAGCGUCCGUCCCUCCUGGAGGAGCUGCUCCGGAGCCGCACGUGCCUUUGCCUGCCCGCUCUUGGCACGGGCAGGAGGAACCCAGACCGGAGCGAUGCCAGUGCCGUGUCCUGCUGGAGCCGGCUUUGAGCAAGCAGCCAUGUGGGAACAGCAGCACCGGGUGUGGGAUGAGGCUCUGCUGCAGGAUGUUGGAUCCUGUCAUUGCGGAGCAUCUUGGAGGUGCCAAACAGGAUCCUGGUGCAGAGGGAGCAUCCGGUAGGAUUGGGGCUAGAGAUGGAGCCAACAGCCAAAGGAUGACGGAGAAGCCAAAGCGCGUGUGCGAGAACCCUCCCCGGUAAUGAGUAGCGUGAGAAGGCCCAAAAUCACUUUAUUUAGCUGCUGUGAUGAUUUUGCACACAAAUAAAUGCACACACACACACACACGCUGUAUCACCACCUUCCUGCUGCUUCCAGAUUGAAAUAAACCAAGGGUGUAGCAAA